Trichoplax adhaerens is the source of this 1245-nucleotide messenger RNA. RefSeq lists its product as uncharacterized. Bases 1 to 1245 code for a protein of 414 amino acids. The record is from RefSeq and is a predicted model, not a curated record. The transcript has 14 exons. NCBI's taxonomy places the organism in Eukaryota, Metazoa, Placozoa, Uniplacotomia, Trichoplacea, Trichoplacidae.
AUGGCGUCGUCGCUGGAUGACUUCCAGGACGAUUUGGAUUUUCAAUCCAACCAUGACGAUUAUGGACACUCUUCUAAAUUAUCCAGAGCCUUGCUUUAUCUACAAAUCUAUUUUGUUACUAUUGCUACAAUCCUUGGAACUGGAAUUUUAGGUUUACCGGUAACAUUGUCGCGUUCUGGGAUGGGUCCAUUUACUGUUGUUUUUAUAUUUGGUUUCUUUAUGCAAGUCUUAUUAAUUUACUUUUUUACAAUCCUAUUGCAAAAAGCAUUUGCAAUUAAAAAUUUAUAUGGCGGCAUCAAUGAUAAGGAUCUUGAUAAUGAAAGUUUGCCGCUACAUCCAGUUCCGAUCGCGUCGCAAGAUAAUGAGGAAGAAAACGAAGACUUUGUUACUGGCAAAGUUAUACAACCUCUGGAUUUGAGUGAAAGAACUUACCCUGAUUUACACAUGAUGGGCGAACUAUUUUUACCUUGUUUUGCGCGACAGUUGUUUGACCUAUGUACAGUCUUGCUUUUUGUAUCAUUGCUCAUUAGCUAUGCAUUGGCUGGUAGUGAAGCAUAUGCAGAAAUUAUUGGCGCUAGGCAUGUCUUUGUUAUUCCUUUUUUUUGUUGGAUUUGCACUUUAUUAAUUAUUUUCGCCCAAAAAAUCAUUCAACCCAUGGUUUCUAUUCUUACGUUAGCUAAAGGUGGCCUACUUAUUGGAACGGUCUUUGUUACAUUCUACGUUGGUACACAAGUUAAUCAAGAUAGUCAUACUAAAUGGAAAUACAUAGGGUCUCCAUUUCUGAUGGGUACAGUUGCCGUAGGUCAAAGGAUUUUUAAAUUCUAUCCUGCUUGGCUUAUUAACAUGUGUAAUACUAAAUAUUGCUUGAGAUGCACUGACAUACAGGGUGGCGAUUUAAUAUUCAAUGACACUAAUGGUAUUAUCCAUUGUAAUGUCUCAUUAGCGUGCACCAUCGAAUUGUCUGUAUACUUCUUAGCUUUUGGUAUCAUCUUCGCCAUUGCUAUGAUGGACCCUAGGGGAUUCGUAACGAUUCUCGACAAAGCAGCCUCGUUACUAAUGAAUUUGCAAGCUGGCCUUUUCAUUACAUUCAUGAUUCAUAGAGCUCAGACUGGAGGUUACAAAAAUUUACCCAUUCCUGUCAAAAUGAAUGGCUAUUUGUAUUAUUGUAGUUACAUUAUGACAUUUUAUUUUAUAUUUGCCGUCGUUUAUGACGUCGUCAUAACAGCAGUCCAUGCUCUGAAAUGA